AUGGCAUCCACCAUCUCGGCCAUCUCCCUCUUCCUGCUCGCCCUCUUCGCUCUAGCCCAUUUCUCCUCCUCCGUCCAAGGGCCCAAUCGGCAUGUGGCCCGCCUGGCAAAACGCUUUGAUCCUGUCGAGCAUGAUACUCCCAUUGUCCCCAAGGCAUCUGCCGCUGCUGCCGGCGACAAGUACCUCCUUGGCGUUGGCAAGGCCGAUAUCACCGGCCCGGUCGUGGAGAUCAACUUUGCCGGCUACGCCGACACGGAGCAGAGAGGGACCGGCCUCCGGCAGCGCAUUUACUGCCGGGCUUUCAUUAUUGGGCAGGUGGGCAAGCCGGAGAAUCGGUUUGUCUACCUUGUGCUGGACACCAUGUCGGGCGACACCGCGGUCCGGAAUGGGAUUUUGGAGGGACUGGCGAAGUUGGGAUCGGAGUAUGCGGUCUAUGGGAGGAAUAACGUUGCCGUUACGGGCACACACUCGCAUAGCGGGCCUGGAGGAUGGUUUAACUACCUGCUGCCGCAGAUCACGAGCUUCGGGUUUGACAAGCAAGGCUAUCAGGCUAUUGUUGAUGGUGCCGUGUUGGCUAUCAAGAGGGCUCACGAGUCCUUGCAGGAGGGCUACCUCGACUUCGGCACCACUCGUAUCGAGGAUGCCAACAUCAAUCGCAGUCUGUACGCCUACCUUGCCAACCCGGAGGCCGAGCGCGCGCAGUACCCCGACAGUACUGACAAGACGAUGACGCUCCUACGCUUCCGUCGCGCCUCAGACCUUAAGGCUAUCGGCGUACUGACCUGGUUCGCCGUGCACCCGACCUCCAUGCUGGGCAACAACACCCACGUCAGCGGCGACAACAAAGGUGUUGCCGCAUACCUGUUUGAGCAGUCGGUCAAGGGCAGCGAUGCGGUUGCUGAUGGGUUCGUUGCUGGCUUCUCUCAGUCGAAUCAUGGUGAUACCAGCCCGAACGUGCUCGGUGCGUGGUGCGAUGAUGGGUCAGGGCAGAUGUGCGAUUUCCAGACCUCGACGUGCUCCGAUGGCAAGUCGCAGAAGUGUCACGGGCGCGGGCCGCUGUUCUACAACCUCGAUCUUGGUGUGUCGAGCUGCUAUGAGCUCGGCCGUCGGCAAUUUUUCCCUGCAAAGGAGCUCUUUCACUCCCUAGACUCCGAAUCGACGCCCGUUGUCGGACCAACUGUCCGUGCCUUCCACUACUGGAACGACAUGUCCUACUACAAGUUCCCUCUCCCCAACGGCACCAUCGUCCAGACCUGCCCCGCGGCACUCGGCCACUCUUUCGCAGCCGGUACCUCCGACUGGCCUGGUGCCUUCGACUUCACCCAGGGCGACUCUGGCGAACCCAACAACCCCUUCUGGUCCGUAGUGGGCGGUCUCCUGCGUACCCCCAGCCACGCACAAAAGGCCUGUCAAGCCCCCAAGCCCAUCCUUCUUGAUGUGGGCGAAAUGACGACCCCUUACGCCUGGACUCCCAAUAUCAUCGACGUCCAGACCCUGCGCGUCGGCCAAUUCUUUAUCAUCGUUUCACCCUCUGAGGUGUGCACCAUGGCCGGCCGCCGCUGGCGCAACGCGGUGAAAGCAGCCGCUCAGGAGGCCGGGAUGACGGGUGACACCGAGCCGUAUGUGGUUAUUGCCGGUCCUGCUAACACGUAUGCUCACUAUGUCACCACCCCCGAGGAAUACGCCGUCCAGCGGUACGAGGGCGCGUCUACGCUGUAUGGUCAGUGGGAGUUGCCCGCUUACAUCAACCUCACGCUGCGCGGCCUUCCUUACUUGGCGCCCACCGCGACGGGUAGCCCGCCGGCCGGCCCAACCCCACCUGAUAACCGGGCGAAGUCGCUUAGCUUUAUCACGGGCGUUGUGAUGGACGGUACGCCGAUUGGCAAGAGCUUUGGGCAGUGCAUUAAGCAGCCGAGCUCGUCAUACUCGAGGGGCGCAGUGGUGAGCGCCACCUUUCAGGGGGCUAAUCCGAGGAAUAAUUUAAGGCUUGAGGGGACGUUUGCGGCGGUUGAGAAGCUUGGUGCUGAUGGGAAGACCUGGACAAGGUGGUUGGAUGAUAAAGAUUGGCGGCUGGUGUAUACGUGGAAGAGGACGAAUGGGGCGUUAGGGUACAGUGAGGUGACGAUUACGUGGGAGACGGAUGUGGAUUUAGAUCCUGCAGGAACGUAUCGGAUCAAGUAUUAUGGUGAUCAGAAGCCGCUGAUUGGGAGUAUCAAAGCUUUUGAGGGGACGAGCAACUCUUUCACGCUCAAUUAG
Thermochaetoides thermophila DSM 1495 is the source of this 2256-nucleotide messenger RNA. RefSeq lists its product as uncharacterized. Gene Ontology annotation, biological process: long-chain fatty acid biosynthetic process; sphingosine biosynthetic process; ceramide catabolic process. Gene Ontology annotation, cellular component: extracellular region. Bases 1 to 2256 code for a protein of 751 amino acids. Gene Ontology annotation, molecular function: N-acylsphingosine amidohydrolase activity. The record is from RefSeq and is a predicted model, not a curated record. The transcript has 3 exons. NCBI's taxonomy places the organism in Eukaryota, Fungi, Ascomycota, Sordariomycetes, Sordariales, Chaetomiaceae.